AUGGGUCACGAAUUAACUCAUGGCUUUGAUGAUGAUGGGAGUCUUUAUGAUAUGAAUGGUAAUUUGAAUAAUUGGUGGAGUAAGGAAUCAUACAAAAAUUUUAAAAAUAAAGCACAGUGUUUCAUUGAGCAGUAUGAAUCAUACAAAGUGCCAAACACAGAGUUUAAGAUAAAUGGGAAGCUUACAUUAGGAGAAAAUAUUGCUGACAACAGCGGUAUCAAACAAUCAUUUCGGGCAUAUAAAAAGUACAUCGAACAAAUCGGUCAUUCAGAGCCUCGACUACCAGGCAUGUCAAAUUUCACCGAGGACCAAAUAUUUUUUCUUUCAUUUGCGCAGGUUUGGUGCAGUCAUCAGACGAAAGAAGCCCAAAUAAAGCAAGUGCUUACUAAUGAGCACAGCCCGGCUAUGUACCGCGUCAACGGUCCACUUUCAAAUUUACCUGAAUUUAGCAAAGCUUUUAAUUGUCCACCGGGAAGUUUCUUAAAUCCUCAGAAACGUUGUUCUGUAUGGUAG
This is a messenger RNA of Acanthocheilonema viteae, 513 nucleotides long. Lineage: Eukaryota; Metazoa; Nematoda; Chromadorea; Rhabditida; Onchocercidae. The record is from the annotation of a GenBank genome assembly.